Messenger RNA from Megalopta genalis, 1254 nucleotides. The record is from RefSeq and is a predicted model, not a curated record. NCBI's taxonomy places the organism in Eukaryota, Metazoa, Arthropoda, Insecta, Hymenoptera, Halictidae.
UUAAGCUUACUCUUUGUAAUCGAGGGUCUAUCUCGUCAGGAAGCCAGGACGUUUGCUUUAUUGCUUCGCAUCGUCCGCAGGUGCUUAUCUGUUGCAGAGGAACGGCAUCGAAAGUGUAGUUCUUUGUGUUAUCGUUCAUUUUCGAAGAUGAGGACGUCUUUUCUUUUACAACCGUUUUGAACGUUCCAUUGUGAUUCGAGCAUGUUGUGAAUUCGUACUGACUCAAGAAUGUUCUUCGAGCAAGUUGUGAAUCGUACUGACUCAGGUGUUCUGACCACGUUAUCGGAAUUUGGAGGCAGCGAGCGACGGAGACGGCCGUUUCCUCUCGCGGAUCUUUUCGUAUCGGGAACGCGUGGCUCCCUUUCGCCAAUUCCGCGUCGAAACACCGGCAGCAAAGCUUGGCGAAACUGCGACAAUGGAAAUACUGUCGCGACGAUCGAUUUUACCCGGCCGACAGCAACGGCAGCGGCGAGAGAGCAAGAGGAAGAGGGAAAGGGAGAAGGGACUCGACCGGUGCGCGACAUUCAGCCGGCUAAUUUCGAGACAAUGGGGCCAUCGGCAGCUUUUAUUUCGCCCGUAAGGUGUCGCAGCGAUUCGAGCUUCUCGACAUCAUACGACGUCCACGUAAGGAACGAAUUCUUGGCUGAUCAGAUAACAGGAUCUCCGAACGCGACGGGAUUACCAGUUUUCCGGCGACAAUGUAACCCGUCCCGUGGAUACGGCUAAACGGGCUUAAGGGAUUAAUCUUUAGUAGUCAAUUUAGUAGCUGGCAGAAGUUGGAUAAAGUCCGGCGCACGCAGGCUGCUCGAGCCGACGCCGCAGGAGUCGCGAGGACCGGCUCCGUGUUACCUAAGCUAACAAUAAUUUAAUCACGUUCAAUAGCGGCCGCGAUUGUUGCAUCGAGAUUAGAAUUGAAGGACGACUUAAUUCGUGCGACGUCUGCAGACCGCUAUCAACGUUCCCGGGGAAUUAACAUCUCCGUACCGCGGUGAGGGUGCACCUAAUCACUGAUCACCCUAGGAAGAAUCUUAAGAGGAUUUAGGGGCUGUGAAAACGGGACAUCAUCCAAUUUGGUGCGCGAUCGUUGAGACAUCAGAAUAGUAAGACAAAUCAGAAUUGCAGUCUUUCCGAUUUUUGUUCUCUGUGGAGACCGUGGAUUUUUGUAUUUUUUACGAAAUUGAGUAUGUACCAGUUAACACGAAAGGAAGAUUACCAGAAUUUGAAAAUAAAUUAAUGGAAGAGAAUUUUCAAGGA